This is a messenger RNA of Antechinus flavipes (yellow-footed antechinus), 2901 nucleotides long. It is a transcript of the gene KLHL32, whose product is annotated as kelch like family member 32. Gene Ontology annotation, molecular function: protein binding. NCBI's taxonomy places the organism in Eukaryota, Metazoa, Chordata, Mammalia, Dasyuromorphia, Dasyuridae. The transcript is spliced from 11 exons. The record is from RefSeq and is a predicted model, not a curated record. The coding region runs from base 1 to 2433 and encodes 810 amino acids.
AUGCGGUGGGCAAGGCUUCUCACAAGUCUAGGUUUAGGGGGCCAAGCUCAUCCCGCAGCUGCAGCAGCUGUGGGUGUGGGUGCUUUUGCUGAAUGCGCACGACCAGGCGUGCGUGCCGGUCGGGGCGGGGGACAGAGGAGGCGGAGCCCCGCUCGGCUCAGCUCGGCUCAACCUUGGCAGAGCGCGCUCCGCCCGGGGGCUGCGGAGGUGAACAUCCCCGCGCUCUGGGCCGCCCGGGGCCAACCCAGCCAGACACUUGCGGGGGCUGCUGCAAACGCCUGCUUCUGGUCUCUGUUUACUAGGAAGGCAGAGAGAAAGAGCCGUAGUCCAGGAAGGCAGCACGCGGGCGCACACACACACACACACACACACACACACACACACACACACACUCGGCAUAGCUGGCUCCCCAAAGCAGAGAGGAGAAGCAGGCUCGAUACUCCCCUCCAGCUCUGCAGCCUCGUGGGGCUGAGCCCAAGCCCUUUGUGCGUUUGUUCGCUCUGGGAAAGGUCGGAGGCUGCUGUCUGCGCCGCCGCCACCCACUGCCACCAUCGCCGCCACCGUUACCUAAUCAGACAGAUCCCUACCCUCGGCAUCCAAGAAAUGCGGACAGGCCGGAGGCUUUGUCAGUCCGAUUCUCACCAUGAUGCUGUCCUGGCAGCCUUAAAUCAGCAAAGAAGUGAUGGUGUUCUCUGUGAUGUCACCCUCAUAGCUGAAGAGCAGAAAUUCCACGCCCACAAGGCUGUCCUAGCAGCAUGCAGUGAUUAUUUCCGAGCAAUGUUCAGUCUUUGUAUGGUGGAAAGUGGAGCUGAUGAAGUGAAUUUACAUGGUGUGACUAGCCUUGGUUUAAAGCAAGCUCUGGAGUUUGCAUACACAGGACAGAUUUUAUUGGAGCCAGGAGUGAUCCAGGAUGUAUUGGCAGCUGGAAGUCAUCUUCAGCUACUGGAGCUCCUCAAUUUAUGUUCCCACUAUCUCAUCCAGGAAUUAAAUAGCUUUAAUUACUUGGAUCUGUACAGACUUGCUGACCUCUUUAAUCUCACUUUGCUGGAGAAGGCAGUGAUCGAUUUUUUAGUGAAACACCUCUCUGAACUCUUGAAGAGUCACCCUGAAGAAGUUCUAACACUUCCUUAUUGCCUGCUUCAAGAGGUCCUAAAGAGUGACCAGUUGACGUCCCUAAGUGAAGAGCAAAUCUGGCAGCUAGCAGUGAGAUGGUUGGAACACAACUGCCAUUACCAGUACAUGGAUGAGCUCCUCCAGUACAUCCGUUUUGGUUUAAUGGAUGUGGACACCCUUCAUACAGUUGCCCUGUCUCACCCACUGGUCCAAGCCAGCGAGACAGCCACGGCGCUGGUCAAUGAGGCCUUGGAGUACCACCAGAGCAUCUACGCGCAGCCCGUGUGGCAGACCCGCAGGACCAGGCCCCGCUUCCAGUCAGACACGCUCUACAUCAUUGGCGGGAAAAAGCGGGAGGUCUGUAAAGUCAAAGAACUCCGCUACUUCAAUCCUGUUGACCAAGACAAUGCGCUGAUAGCAGCCAUAGCCAACUGGAGCGAACUGGAGCCGAUGCCCGUGGGCAGGAGCCAUCACUGUGUCGCCGUCAUGGGGGAUUUCCUCUUUGUAGCAGGUGGGGAAGUGGAGCAUCCUACUGGUCGGACAUGCGCGGUGCGGACCGCCUGUCGCUACGAUCCCCGCAGUAACUCUUGGGCCGAGAUUGCGCCCAUGAAAAACUGUCGGGAACAUUUUGUGCUGGGCGCGAUGGACGAGUAUCUCUACGCUGUAGGAGGCCGGAACGAACUGCGGCAAGUUCUGCCCACGGUGGAGCGAUACUGUCCCAAGAAGAACAAAUGGACUUUUGUGCAGUCCUUUGACCGGUCCCUUUCAUGUCAUGCAGGAUAUGUGGCGGAUGGUCUCCUUUGGAUAUCAGGUGGGGUAACCAAUACUGCACAAUAUCAGAACAGACUAAUGGUGUAUGAACCCAAUCAGAAUCAGUGGAUUAGUCGAAGUCCUAUGCCACAGAGAAGAGUGUACCAUUCCAUGGCUGCUGUCCAGAGGAAGCUGUAUGUUCUUGGGGGCAAUGACUUGGACUACAAUAAUGAUCGCAUUCUUGUGAGACAUAUAGACUCUUAUAACAUUGACACAGACCAGUGGACACGAUGCAAUUUUAACCUGUUAACUGGUCAAAAUGAAUCAGGAGUUGCUGUCCAUAAUGGAAGAAUAUAUUUAGUUGGUGGCUAUUCGAUUUGGACAAAUGAGCCUCUGGCAUGUAUUCAGGUUUUGGAUGUCAGCAGAGAAGGCAAAGAAGAGGUAUUCUAUGGACCCACACUUCCUUUUGCUUCCAAUGGAAUAGCAGCAUGUUUCCUUCCAGCUCCAUAUUUCACAUGUCCUAACCUCCAGACCCUGCAAGUGCCUCAUCACAGGAUCGGCAAUGUCUGAGCAUCCCAGAUGUGCUAUUUUAACCAAGCCAAGAGCAGGAGGAAAGAAAAGCUGAAGCUUGACUAUCCAAUUGACUCUGGGCAUUGAGAAUGGAAAGAGUCAGUGCUCAAUGCUUCCUUGUUUUGUUUUAUAUAUCUGUCUUAAUUCAGAUACAUAUUAGUAAAAAAAAAAAUCACAAAACUCUUGUCAACUUUCUCUCUUUUAUCACAUGUCAAUAUAUCAUAUGGUACAUGGAUUUUUUUUUAAUCAUGGUAUAGCUCAUUGACAACCUGUUACAUGCUUGUAUGUGACCCCAUGUGUCUUAAAUACAUUGUUCAUGUGUCUUUCCUGGCUAAUGUUGCCCAGGAUUAUACAAUACUAUCUUAAUUGUGCAAAUUUAUUUCUUGCUAAUGGAAUCACUGAUUCAACAAAAUAAUGAAUCUUCAGUAUUAAAACUUUUCACCAUUAAAAAAAAGGCGCACCAAAAAA